Molecule: messenger RNA, 3864 nt
Organism: Ailuropoda melanoleuca (giant panda)
Lineage: Eukaryota; Metazoa; Chordata; Mammalia; Carnivora; Ursidae
Gene: C1QTNF9
Product: C1q and TNF related 9
Exons: 4
Coding region: 2550-3551 (333 amino acids)
Molecular function (GO): protein binding
Source: RefSeq, a predicted model, not a curated record
AUCCGUGGAUGAGCAGGCCUGAGGCCCUAGAUAGGUAAGGGAGGAAGGGCUCCCAGGGGAGCAGGGAGGAGCCACUUGCCUGGAAAAAGUCACCCCGGGUUGGAUAAGGUCAAACCCUAAGUGCCAAGGCCUGCUGCACUCUCUCGGAACAGCUCUUGCUGCUGGACCGCAGAGGAACUGCACGGGCCUUUAUAUACACUUCUCAUCUCAGAGCUGCUGCCCCGGUGGUGAGGCCGGUGAGGCCGCUUCACCAGGAGGUUGGCUGCUUACCCUUUGGGGGCAGGGAAAUAGAAUUUCCUUCUCUAAUUAACAGCUCAGAGAAGUUAAGUAAAUAGCCCAUUGUUUGCUGUGACUCUAAUCAGUAAAGUAUUCCUAAGAAGGUUGCCAAGCAGCCAGUCCCCACUAUUUGUUUACUCUCAACAACCACCUACUUCCCAAACUGAUCUGCUCCCCCUGCCUUGUGCUGCACCGGAAGAGGGAGCUGGCUUAGGGGUGAAGAGGGGCAGGGGGAGCACUGGGAAUCUGAAAGCCUGCCUCUCAAGGGUGGCUUCCAGGGACCAAGCUGGUGCCCUAUGUAGGAAGGGGUGAAAAGAGGGCGGUGGGAACUUUCUAGAAGAGCUGAGGGGGAGAUGACCUCACAUGACAGCCACCUGCCCUGUGCAUUCGGGAGGCAAGCCGAAAUGGGUAAUCCUCCAAAGGAGCCUGUGGUCAGAGAGGGGAGGCAGGCACAUAAAAGUGUAAUUAAAAUUCGGUGUGAAUCAUGCAACACCAGGGCUGUGUUUGAGUUACACGGCCUUCAGGGAGUCCUCUCAUCUGUUGUCAGGGCAGGAAGGUGGCCCAGGAGGUGAGGCCCAAGCAGCAUCCUGGAGCACUAACCCAGCAUGGCAGUGCCCCCGGGUGUGUGGCUUGAAUCAAAGUGCCACAAGUUAUGUGAGAAGCCGCAGUGGUGGAAGCUGGAUCCCGAAAGAUCUGCCAACCAGGAUGAGGUGCUGGGAUUUCGUUCUGUAGGCAAAGAAUUGAAGGCAAGGAAAGCUGUGCCCGGCUGUGCUCCGGAGCUCACGCCAGUGGCAGAGGAAAUGGCGGAUUUAAAACCAGAGGCAGGAGCUGAUUUGGGAGCCCGUGUCCAGCAAAGAGACAGUGGGAAAGGAGGGCAGGCUGGAUGUGCAGGCUGCUCGGCCGUGGCCACAGCUGUUGGGAGGAGACGUGCUUCCCAAGUUCUGCCUUGGGGUGAUGGCGGGGUUGAUGGCUGGGUGCUGGCGCCAUCAGUGGAUUCAGAAAAGAACAGCUGGGAUGGCGGGACCCGUGUGACUAUCCGGUCCCACCUGUGGGUAGUGCCAUGCCGUGUGCAGCUCGAGAGAGCGGUGAGAGCAGGAGAGGAAGCAGACAGCGUAAGGAGGCCAUCGACCUGGGAACACCCCCAGAGAGUGACCAAGCAGAGGAGGAAAACUGGGAAGAAGCCUGGGGUGGAGAAGGGGGAGAUAAGGAUGACAUGGGCCAGGGGAGGGACAGCAAAAGCGGAAAGGAGGAAUCGUCAGGGCAAAUGCUGCCGCUGCUCCCCUCCUGCUGAGAAAGGACCGAAGGUGUCUGGGUGCAUUCAGGGAUCCAGAGGUGAGAUCAGGCUAUGGAGAUGGUGGAAGCGAAACCGGCUUAACUUACGUCACCAAAUUAAAUCGUGCCACUUCCCUGUGAUGUUGGGACUGCUUUGCCUGCAGUACAGAUGGGGACACUGAGGCAUGGCGAGUAGAGAGGGUGUUGCCUCUGUUCAGUGGACUUGCCCUGCACCUGGAUAGCCCAUUCUCUGUGUGGCCUCUGCAAUCCGACUAGGUUCUCUGAGCUGGUUCUCAGCACAGCGUUGAGUACAUUUGUCCUCCUGAUGCUAUUUUUAAAGUUUGAGGUCCAUGUUCAUAGACUCUGAUCGGGAAAAAUUAAAAAUGAAUGAUUGCGUGGCAUCAAAAAAAUCACUGCACCAUGUUUCUCUCAGUGGCAGAUGGUGUGUUUGUGAAGAGAACGAGCACGAAAUUCUAACAUACACAAGUGUCCAAAAUGAAAGGACCUACACAGUAGUUUGAGAGAUCUACUUAAAUGAUGUGUGUUCCAAUGGUCUGGAAUUCCAAUCUGUUCAUCUUCGGUUUUGUCCUGUUGGCCCAUAACCGGCCCGAGGUCAGCAGGGAAGCUGUUCAAGCAAAGGCACAAACAUUUAGGAAAGGCACCUGCUGUGCGGAUCCCUUCUUCCAGACUACUCGGAAGUGUGCCAUGCUUUCUCUCCCUUUAUUGAAAAGCACAGGGGGGAAUGGAGCUAAGUUUUCUGAACCGGUACCGGUAGGAGAUGCUACCCGGCUCAAGUGUGGCUGCAAUUUUUGAAGUUCUUCCAAGACAUCUUGUGCCUUACUCUGUUCCCUCCCCUUCCUGCUGUUUUGCAGAUAGACCCGCUAGGGAAUUGUAUGGCAGGAAGGCGUGAUUUUCUUUAGUUAGCCCUCUAUUCCUGGUUUGUGCAGCACCUGGGUGCAGCCUGCAGCCCUGGGGGUCAGUUCAGCUCCAUCAUCUGAACCAUGAGGAUCUGGUUACUCCUGCUUGUCACUGGAAUCUGCAUGGGAAACGUGAACUCGCAGGACACGUGCAGGCAAGGGCACCCUGGCAUCCCUGGGAAUCCCGGUCACAAUGGUUUGCCUGGGAGAGACGGACGAGAUGGAGCAAAGGGCGACAAGGGCGAGGCAGGAGAACCAGGACAUCCUGGUGGUCCAGGGAAGGAUGGAAUGAAUGGAGAGAAAGGAGAGCGAGGAGCAGAUGGAAAAGUUGAAGCCAAAGGCAUCAAAGGCGAUCAGGGCUCACGAGGACCCCCGGGGAAACACGGGCCAAAGGGAUUUGUUGGUCCCAUGGGAGAGAAAGGCCUCAGGGGAGAGACUGGCCCUCAAGGGCAAAAGGGGGAUAAAGGCAGUGUGGGGCCCACCGGUCCAGAAGGGCUAAAGGGCAGCAGUGGGCCUUCGGGCCCAAUGGGUCUACCUGGCCCCGUGGGCCCCAUUGGGAAGCCUGGCCCCAAGGGAGAUGCUGGGCCCUUGGGACCCCAGGGAGAGCCAGGAGUCCGGGGAAUGAGAGGCUGGAAAGGGGACCGAGGCGAGAAAGGGAAAAUCGGUGAGACUCCAGUCUUGCCCAAGAGUGCUUUCACGGUGGGGCUCACGGUACUGAGCAAGUUCCCUACUUCAGAUGUGCCCAUUAAAUUUGAUAAGAUCCUGUAUAAUGAGUUCAAUCAUUACGACGUAGCCACGGGGAAGUUCACCUGCCACAUUGCCGGGGUCUAUUACUUCACCUACCACAUCACGGUUUUCUCCAGGAACGUUCAGGUGUCUCUGGUCAAAAAUGGGGUGAAAAUACUGAACACCAAGGACGCUUACAUGAGCUCUGAGGACCAGGCAUCGGGCGGCACGGUGCUGCCGCUGAAGUUGGGGGACGAGGUGUGGGUGCAGGCAGCAGGAGGGGAGAGGUUCAAUGGCUUGUUCGCAGACGAGGACGAUGACACGACUUUCACAGGCUUCCUUCUGUUUGGCAGCCAGUGAUGGGGAGGCGUGUCGGGCUCUGCCUCCCCAGCCCUCGGAGCGGGCGUGGUGAACCCGUCAUCAGAUGAUUCUGCUCUAUGAAUCACUCUCAUUGUCAUAAUCAGAGAGAGGCAACAAUAGGAACGUUAUUCCUAAAGCUGAUUUUAUGUGACUUACUUAUGUGCUGUUUCCAAGAGUAAGUUUAAAAAUGCUUGCAUUGGGGUGCCUGGCUGGCUCAGUCGGGGGAGCAUGUCGUUCUUGUCUCAGGGUUGUAAGUUCGAGUCCCAUGUUGGUAUAGAGAUUACUUAAAAUCUGGGGGCGCCUGGCUGGCUCA